Molecule: messenger RNA, 1431 nt
Organism: Chaetura pelagica (chimney swift)
Lineage: Eukaryota; Metazoa; Chordata; Aves; Apodiformes; Apodidae
Gene: DMP1
Product: dentin matrix acidic phosphoprotein 1
Exons: 4
Coding region: 1-1431 (476 amino acids)
Source: RefSeq, a predicted model, not a curated record
AUGAGGGCUGUGUUCCUGGUGCUGCUCCUCUGGGCCGUAGCCUGGGCUCACCCUGACACAUGGAGUGAAGAUGACAUCAACAAUCUGAGCAACCUCCUGGUUGAUGGAGAUGGCAGACAUCCUCCUGUCAGUGCAGAGAGAGGGGACAAUGCCCUUGCUGGGGACCCAGCAGGUGGGAAUACUGUGGGCGAGGAGCUGGGCGAGCAAGGUGGCCAGAACAAGGGAGGCCAAAGUGGGGAGGCUCAGCACCUGAACCGAGUGGACCAUGAGGACACGAGUGCCCGAGAUGGGAAUGGCCUUGGCUUCCUGGAGGAGGACGCAGGGGAUGCUGAUCCUGGUGACCACGGGGAGCACCAUGGGCUUCCCUCCCAUGCCAACGGGUUCUUGGAUGAGGAGGAGGAGGACAGUGGGGACGACACCUUGGAUGAAGAGGGGGGUGAAGGUCCCACCUAUGUGCCUGGUGCUGAGGGGGCAGGCAAGCACGGGCAGGAUGUAGGCGGUGGGGCUGGUGGGGGACAUGGUGACAGCAGCAGCAGCAGCAGCAGCGAGAGCGUCGGGGCCGAUCACCGGUACGAGCGGCCCUACCGGUGGGGAGGGGGCAGCAGCAGCAGCCAGGAGGAUGAGGAGAGCUACCAUGUGGAGGAUGGAGCCAUGCAGGGUGAUGACGCCUCUGUCUUCGACAGCCCAAGCAGCAGCUACCAAGGGCACCGUGUGGGCCCCCGUGCCCCAGGGAGCAGCAGAGAGACUGUCCUGGGGGUUGGCUCCCGUGGCUGGGAGGAGGAGGACAGCAGGUCCCCAGAGGUGGAGGACACCGACUUGGGAGAAGACAGCCCAUCCACAGAGGACAACAGCCCGUCGGAAAGCCAGUCAGAGGAAAACAGUGCCAGUCCCUCUAGGGAAGAUGGGGAGGACAGCCCUUCUAGGGAGGAUGAGGAUAGUGAGUCCAGGGAGGGCACGACCGAUGGGUCGGAUGAAGAGCCAGGCGAGUCCCCAGAGGAUACGUCCCAGGAGGCGCUGAGUGCAUCAAGCGAGCACAGCAGCAGCCACUCCUGGGAAGGGCAGGAGGGCCAGGAGACUGCUGAGGACAGGAGUGCACCAUCCGUGCCUGACAGCGAGUCUGGGGAAGAGGAGGGAGACCAGAGCAAGUCCACGGAGGACACUGUGGAGGAGUCAGAGGAGGAGAACGACUCCACCCCUGACGGGCACGUGCUGAGCGCGUCCGAGGAGAGCCAGAGCGCGUCCUCCGAGGGGGAUGGCAGCCAAGGGGACACCACGGGCGAGGACAGCAGGUCCCCAGAGAGUGACAACAGCGAGUCCCAGGAGGAUGAUGAUGAGGAGGAGGAGAGCGAGAGCCGCAGGCGGCGCGUGGGUGCCCUCCGCAACAAGCCUGCUGCUGACUACGAUGACAACGACUGCCAGGAUGGGUACUGA